Messenger RNA from Jatropha curcas, 453 nucleotides. Lineage: Eukaryota; Viridiplantae; Streptophyta; Magnoliopsida; Malpighiales; Euphorbiaceae. The record is from RefSeq and is a predicted model, not a curated record.
AUGGAAGAGGGCAAGCCGACGAAGACUCCUAUGAUUAAUAAUAAAAAAUAUAGUUUGGAUGAUGAAGAAGAAAGGGUGGAUGCUUAUCUCCAUCGCACUUUAGUUGGGAACCUGCUCUAUUUGACAAAUUGUAUACCAUAUAUUUCUCUUGCCACCGGUAUUUUAUCACGUUUCAUCCAAAGUCCUAGUAAACUACAUUAUUGUACUGCUAAGAGAAUAUUGAGAUACUUAAAAGGAACCAGCUCAUUUGGAAUUCGAUAUGGCAGAACUAAUAAUUCUAAUUUGUAUGGGUACUAUGAUAGUGAUUCGGCAGGUUCAAUUGAUGAUCGACAAAGUACGUUAGGUUACAUUUUUACUCUUGGAAGUGGCGCUAUCUCUUGGAGCUCAAAGAAGCAAGCAACUACUGCAUUAUCUUCCGCUGAAGCUGAAUAUACGACUGUAGUAGCAUGUUAA